UCCGGUGCUAUGACCUUUGUUUACUGUCUGUCUAGUCGCUCUAGUUAAAAAUAGAUCCAACUGCUCACAGUGGAAACUACAUGCCAAACAGGUUUCUAGGUUCAGUCUUUCGGUCGCUUCAGCAGGUGGUCGACAUGAAUUCCCCCGCAUCCGUAAGCUUUCGACGUUUUUGCUCGCGGGGUGAUUUUCUACCACCGAGACACCAAGUGAGCUAGCUAGCUGGCUCCCCGUUAAGCUCCGUUGUGUUCGUGCGUCGUCACGUUCUCCUGGUACCUCUCAGAGUGAUCAGCAGCUCCUCAGACUCUCACACAGGUGGACACUGUAAACUGAAAGGGAAAGAGGUGUCCGAGACGACGAGCAGGCUGGUUAUAUAAUCACAAGUCUCGGUUGUACAAGCUAAAAAUAUAUUUUCUUUUAAAGCCUUUGCCAUGGCCUGCAGUUUCCUAAACACGGAUGAGGCGUCUCCAGCGGCUCUGACAGACCUGUGCCUCACCUAUGUGAGCCAAAACCUGGAGUGUUUCUGCGUGAAGCGCCCUGAUGGCUCCUUCUGUUUCAGGGAGGCUGUACUCUUCCCGCAAGAGCUGGCAGACCAGCUGCUGGCCAAAAUGGCCACUGAAGGUCUGCUGAACGACAGCACAGUGGGUGUGUUUCGGAACUGUGAAUACUUGCGGUUGAGACGGGCCUGCAUCCGUACUGCACGGAUCUCUGCAGAGGCCUUCCAGAAAGCCCUGUGCCCUCACAGAUUGCUGGAGUUGGAUGCUGCCCGGGUCAAUGCAGACCUUACCAUUCCUGAUAUCCUGCAGGGGCUGGCCACUAAUAAAUAUUGUCAGGAGUCCCUCCAGCGACUUGUCCUUACAGGCCUCACCAUGUCCUCUCUGGAAGAACCAAUCUGGUAUCGCUUCAGUGCCCUCCAGGGCUUGCGUUCCCUCUCUCUAGCCAAUGUAGACUUCUACGACUCUGGGCUAGGCGAUGUGUGUUCCCUGCCUCGGCUGGAGAGCCUCGAUCUUUCUAAUACUUCAGUCACAAACCUGAGCCCGCUGCUGGGCCUGAAGGAGCGGCUGCGCUCACUGACACUGCAUCAGUUGAAAAGGCUGGAGAUGAGCACUGCUCAGCUGCUGGGAGUCAUAGGCCAGUUGAAUGUAUUGCAGCACCUGGACAUUAGUGAUGAUAAACAGUUUACUUCUGACGUGGCUCGUCAACUUCUCGGACAGCCGGGGAUUCUGCCCGCCCUUGUUUCCCUAGAUGUCUCAGGGAGGAAACAGGUGACAGAUGCAGCUGUUAAGGCAUUUGUUGAAGAGAGGCCUGGAAUGACCUUUGUGGGACUUCUGGCCACAGAUGCUGGUUUUUCAGACUUCCUAUCAGGAGAAGGAAAUCUAAAGGUGACUGGAGAAGCUAAUGAGACUCAGAUCUGUGAGGCACUGCGGCGCUACAGUGAGAGAGAAGGUUUUGUGAGAGAAGCUCUCUUUCAUCUGUUUAGCCUCACUCAUGUCAUGGAGAAGUUGCAGAAAAACUGCUUGCUGUCUCUGUGCAGUGAUCGCAUUUUGCAAGAAGUUCCAUUCAACAGGUUUGAAGCUGCCAAACUGGUCAUGCAGUGGCUUUGCAACCACGAAGACCAAAACAUGCAGAGGAUGGCUGUGGCAAUCAUUUCCAUACUCGCUGCUAAGUUAUCCACAGAGCAGACGGCCCAGCUGGGAGCAGAGCUGUUUAUCGUGAAACAACUGCUCCACAUCGUGCGUCAGAAGGCAACUCAGGGCGUGGUGGAUGCCACCCUCAAAUUUACGCUGAGUGCACUCUGGAACCUCACUGAUGAAUCGCCAACAACCUGCCGCCAUUUUAUUGAAAACCAGGGGCUAGAUCUGUUCAUUAAAGUUCUAGAGUCGUUCCCCAAUGAAUCUUCUAUUCAGCAGAAGGUUCUCGGGCUUUUGAACAACAUAGCAGAGGUUGGGGAGCUGCAUGGAGAGCUCAUGGUGCAGGGGUUUCUGGACCACAUCAGCAGUCUGCUGCACAGCCCGGAAGUGGAGGUCAGCUACUUCGCUGCAGGCAUCCUCGCACAUCUGACGUCACGAGGAAAAGAGGCCUGGGCGCUCAGCCCCAGUCUCCGGUCCUCACUGCUUGAGCAAUUGCAUGCUGUCAUUAUGAAGUGGCCCCCGCCAGAGUGUGAAAUGGUGGCCUACAGGUGAGAUACAGCUUCUAUUCAAUAAUGAUGGAGUAUUAUAAAAAGGAUGCCAAAACAGGAAACCUUCUUGCCGAGAGGCGACUAUGCUAGCUAUUGUGUCAGCAAAAUCUCAAAUUUAUAGAUCUCAGAGCCAAAUCUUCAAACCUCAUGUUAAUACGUUACAUUCAGUUCAAUAUUUUGUUUUUUGUUUUUCCUUAAUGUGUUUGGAGACAGAUCCUGUAAUCUCAGGGCACCUAAUAUUAUAACGCAAAGACCCUACAAACCAAUAAAUUGAAGCAUUUGAUGACAGUGGGGGGGAAACCGCCUUUAAACUCUGAAAGACUUCUAGUAGAAUCGGGCAUCCU
Neolamprologus brichardi is the source of this 2520-nucleotide messenger RNA. Lineage: Eukaryota; Metazoa; Chordata; Actinopteri; Cichliformes; Cichlidae. The record is from RefSeq and is a predicted model, not a curated record.